AUUAUUAUUCAUGGGAAGAAUGUAUAAAUUAAAGAGAAGUUAAGUCUUUGAGGAAAAUGAACCACCCGAAUAUAGUGAAGCUAAAGGAAGUGAUCAGGGAAAAUGACAACUUGUUCUUUGUGUUUAAAUACAUGGAGCGCAAUCUAUAUGAGCUAACAAAAGAGAGAGGAAAGCUUUUUUCAGAAACAGAAGUCAGAAACUGGUGCUUCCAAGUAUUUCAAGGUCUUGCAUACAUGCAUCAGCGGGGAUAUUUUCAUCGUGACCUCAAGCCAGAGAACUUGUUGGUUUCAAAGGAUAUCAUUAAAAUAGCUGAUUUCGGUCUUGCUCGUGAGAUCAAUUCUGAACCACCAUAUACUGAAUAUGUUUCCACACGCUGGUAUCGGGCUCCCGAACUUCUUCUCCAGUCUCCAAGUUGGGGAUCUACUGUUGAUAUGUGGGCAAUAAUGGCUGAAAUGUUUACUCUUCGCCCUCUAUUCCCUGGCAUGAAUGAAGCAGACGAAGUCUACAAAAUAUGCAGUGUAAUAGGAACCCCAACAAAGAUGGAAUGGGAAGAUGGUCUCAAACUUGCAAAUGGCAUGGGCUAUGACUUCCCAAAGAUUGUAGGUGUACAUCUUUCUGUGCUAGCUAAUACCUUCUGCUGGUGAAGAAGCGAUUAAUCUUAUUGGAUCACUUUGUUCAUGGGAUCCCUGCAAGAGGCCUUCAGCUUUAGAAGCACUCCAGCAUCCUUUCUU
Messenger RNA from Cuscuta epithymum, 731 nucleotides. NCBI's taxonomy places the organism in Eukaryota, Viridiplantae, Streptophyta, Magnoliopsida, Solanales, Convolvulaceae. The record is from the annotation of a GenBank genome assembly.